GAAGACUAUUUUGAGUAUAAGUACUCGACGAUUGUUCAAGUUGGACAUCAAUCAGUUCACAGUUUCAACUAGAAGCAACACAACAAAUCAAUCCUCAACAUGUUCAAAUACGCUGUUGUCAUCCUCGCCGUCAUCUCCUGCGCUGCUGCCAAGCCUGGAGUUCUCCUGAACCAACCAUUGGCUUAUGCUGCUCCAGCUGCCGUUGUUGCUGCUCCUGCUCCAUAUGUGACUGCAACCAGCAGCCAAGUGAUUGCCCGCAACUACAAUGGAAUCGCAGCUGCUCCUGUGAUUGCUCCAGUUGCUACUCCGUUGGCUGCUCCAGUUGCUGCUCCAGUCAUUGCCAAGUACGCUGCUGCUCCUUUGGCUGCACCCUUGGCUGCUCCUUUGGCAUACAGCACUCCUUUGGCUGCUCCUCUUGCUUAUAGCGCUCCUUUGAGCUAUGCUGCUUCUGCACCACUUUUGAUUUAA
Messenger RNA from Drosophila sulfurigaster albostrigata, 468 nucleotides. Its product is annotated as cyclin-dependent kinase inhibitor 1C-like. NCBI's taxonomy places the organism in Eukaryota, Metazoa, Arthropoda, Insecta, Diptera, Drosophilidae. The record is from RefSeq and is a predicted model, not a curated record. The coding region runs from base 100 to 468 and encodes 122 amino acids. The transcript has 2 exons.